Pichia membranifaciens NRRL Y-2026 is the source of this 1212-nucleotide messenger RNA. RefSeq lists its product as hypothetical. Lineage: Eukaryota; Fungi; Ascomycota; Pichiomycetes; Pichiales; Pichiaceae. Gene Ontology annotation, biological process: sulfur compound catabolic process. The transcript has a single exon. Gene Ontology annotation, molecular function: sulfonate dioxygenase activity. The record is from RefSeq and is a predicted model, not a curated record. The coding region runs from base 1 to 1212 and encodes 403 amino acids. Gene Ontology annotation, cellular component: cytoplasm.
AUGUCAGUUUUGCGUAGAACCUACCACGACGGUGCGAUCCACUUCCAGAAGGACAGCGAUGAGAAGACAGACGGGAUCUUGACGGUCUCCAAGGAGAACUUGAAGCGGUUGAAGUACCCGGAGUGGGCGCCUACGUGGGACCCGAAGGACGAUCACGCUUUCCAGAACCCCAAGCCUUUCAAGCAUGUCGACCGAGGGUUUGCGGGCGAUGCGGCAUUCAAGUCGUUGAGAGACGUCGAGGGCGUAAAGUUCAGACAGAUCAGCCCCAAGCUGGGACUAGAGGUCGAGGGGAUACAGUUGAGCUCUUUGACAGACCAGCAGAAGAACGACAUUGCGCUUUUGGUGGAGGAGAAGGGUGUGGUGGCGUUCAAGAAACAGGAUUUCAAGAACCAGUCCUUCGAGGAGAUCAAGAACUGGGGCCGGUACUUCGGUCCUCUCCACGUGCAUCCGACGUCGGGUGCUCCGCUAAACCACCCGGAGUUCCACAUGACCUUCAGAAGGGGCAGCAAGAAGGAGCAGGAAAAAUUCUUUGCGGACCGGUUGAACAACGUCUCGUGGCACUCAGACGUCACCUACGAGAACCAGCCGCCGGGAAUCACGCUCUUUGCCAUGUUGCAAAGCGGAGAGUGUGGCGGAGACACCCAGUUCUUGGACAUGUUUGAGAUCUACGACCGGUUGUCUCCGUUGAUGAAGGAGAAGCUUGAUGGCUUGAAGGCCGUCCACACGUCAAAAGAGCAGGUCAGUGCUGCCAAGCAGGAGGGCGGUAUUGAGAGGAAGGACGUGAUCGACUCGAUUCACCCCGUGGUCAGAUACCACCCUGUCCUCAAGAGAAAGAGUCUCUUUGUGCAUCGGGGCUUCACGAGAAAGAUCUUGGGCUUGAAGACGGAGGAGAGUGACAACCUUCUCCUUUUCCUCUUCAACCACACCGCUGCCUGUUUAGACGCCCACGUCAGAAUGCAAUACGAAGAGGAUACAGUUGUGGUCUGGGACAACCGCAGAACCCUACACACGAGAACGAUGGACUGGGACUCGGAAGACAUUCGACAUGCAUUUAGAGUGACUUCCAUUGGAGAGAGACCUGUGGGCAGCCAGGAGGAGUUUGAGAGCUGGACCCCAGAGCUCGAAGAGGCGAACAUCAAGCUAACGGACCAUUAUAUCAACCUGAGCGCUGAGGAGUAUUUUAACGAGGUCAUUGCUAAGGAGCGCAAAUGA